AUGCAGAAGGUCAUGAACGAAGAGAACGAAAAUACAGCAACUGUGAGUUUUGAGGGCACUGGCGGUCCUCUUAUCAACAAUGCUCCCAACUGCUACCUUUCAGGUUGGAGACUGCACUGCACGACGCUGGGAAUUGUGCUGUCACUACUCUUGGCGAAUCUUGAAGUUACUAUUGUAGGAACAUCUCUUGUUGCUAUUGCAAAUGAUCUUCAAGGCUUCAGUGAGACGAGCUGGAUUGUUAGCGGAUAUUUGGUGACAUACAUGGGGUUCAACAUUGUAUGGGGCAAGCUGAGCGACAUCUUUGGCCGGAAAAGUAUGUUCAUCUUGAGCAUGACCAUUUUCACAGUCUGGUCUGCUGGUUGCGGAGCGUCACGAACAAUGAAUCAACUUAUCAUCUGUCGCGCAUUCCAAGGCAUCGGUGGUGCUGGUUGCUAUUCACUCGCCACCGUUCUAACAUACGAAUUCGUACCCCAGGACAAACUUGGCAUGUACGGUGCUUUGAACUCGAUGUCAGUAGCGCUUGCUACGCUAAUGGGACCAUUGUUCGGUGGCGUCAUCAAUAAUCACACUACCUGGCGCUGGAUCUUCUAUCUCAAUAUUCCCGCUGGAGCCUUCGUUAUAGCCGUUCUAUUUAUCGGCAUUCCCAACGGAUUUCCACACCAUAAUUCUCCCCAGGACAGAUCCAGAAAACUGAAAGGACUUAAGGUAUUGCAGAGAGUCGAUGUGUUUGGCCUUAUCAUGCUCCUCGCAGGGUCUCUUCUGCUCUCCGCCGUUCUCCUUGAGUACUCUCUACGAAAUGGGUGGUCAAGCCUAGGCUCAGUUCUCCUCCUAAUAUUUGCAAUUAUUAGCUGGAUUGUGUUCCUAGGAUGGGAGUGGUACAUUGCAGUGGGAGGCACUAAGACAGAAGCGCUGUUUCCUUGGGAGUUCAUGCAGGACCGACCUUGGAUGGGGAUUCUUCUGUCAACGUUCCUCUGCGGAAUGCCAUUCAAUGUACUCGUCGUAUUCGUGCCGCAGAGAUUACAGACCGUUUCGGGAUUCAGCGCGUUAGGGGCUGGGGAGCGCUUGCUUCCAUAUACCUUUAGCGCCGCAUUGGGAGCUGCGCUUGCGAUGAUUAUGGGCUCGAAGAGACGUCUUGCUGUCGUCUAUAUUUUCAUAAUCGGAGCCUCAUUACAGACGACAGGAACGGCACUUCUGACAACCCUCCCAAGCACUAGCGAGUGGCCGGUCCGGGCAUACGGAUUUCUUGUUAUUGCCGGGGUGGGAUUGGGAGUCUCAUUUGGAAUCAGCAUUUUGGCAACGCCCUUCGUCGUUGCUCCGAAGAACAUUGCUGUUGCCGGUGGCUCGCUCAUCCAAUUCCGUUUUCUUGGUGGAAUGGUUGGGCUUGCCAUUGUCUCUAACGUGUUCAACUCACGACUUCAGGACAGGCUCAGGGGAUUAAUCAGUCCUCAACAGCUACUCGCAUUAGACCAAGAUGUUUCAGUGCUUGGGACGUUCGCCCCGGAUCUCAAAAGCAAAGUUCUUUCGGUUUUUGCUCAAGAAUACAAUUACCAGAACAAAAUACUUACUGCAUUUGUCGCUGCCCAGGUGCUGGCCGCGGGAAUGGUCUGGAAUAGGCGCUGGUCAAAGUUGGGAUGA
Molecule: messenger RNA, 1635 nt
Organism: Lindgomyces ingoldianus
Lineage: Eukaryota; Fungi; Ascomycota; Dothideomycetes; Pleosporales; Lindgomycetaceae
Product: putative efflux pump antibiotic resistance protein
Exons: 4
Coding region: 1-1635 (544 amino acids)
Biological process (GO): transmembrane transport
Molecular function (GO): transmembrane transporter activity
Source: RefSeq, a predicted model, not a curated record